This is a messenger RNA of Pseudophryne corroboree (corroboree frog), 1602 nucleotides long. It is a transcript of the gene PHKG1, whose product is annotated as phosphorylase kinase catalytic subunit gamma 1. Bases 300 to 1466 code for a protein of 388 amino acids. The record is from RefSeq and is a predicted model, not a curated record. Gene Ontology annotation, molecular function: ATP binding; phosphorylase kinase activity; calmodulin binding. Gene Ontology annotation, cellular component: phosphorylase kinase complex. Lineage: Eukaryota; Metazoa; Chordata; Amphibia; Anura; Myobatrachidae. Gene Ontology annotation, biological process: glycogen biosynthetic process; protein phosphorylation. The transcript is spliced from 10 exons.
GUGUUGAGCUGACUACAUAACAGGCACAUGGGCAGCUCAGUGUUAACAGCACAUGUUGAGUCUUGGCUGUGCUGGUUUUAUUCCAGGACGAGAUGAAUAGCAAUGUAUUUUUGGCAAGCCACUUGCUUAGAUCUGCAGUGUACAGAAGCACAGGCACCGACUAUCAUCAGCUCUGACAGUGUGUGUGUGCUGGAUCCUAGGCUUCUUGCUGCUAGUGUACAUGGGAACAGUCUGAGGGGAGAAGUGGACAGUCUCGCUUCACUAGAGGUUCCUAAAGCGAAUAUUACAAGUCACACAAAAUGACACGUGAAGAGGAACUACCUGAUUGGCAGACUUCUCAAGAGUUUUAUGAAAAUUAUGAGCCCAAAGAGAUUCUGGGAAGAGGAGUUAGCAGUGUGGUCCGGAGAUGCAUCUACAAGCCCACCAGAGAGGACUUUGCUGUGAAGAUUAUUGACAUUACUGGUGAUCACUUGACACAACAGGAAAUUGAGGAGCUUCGAGACGCUACUAUUAAAGAGAUUGACAUCUUAAAGAAGGUUUCUGGACAUCCGAAUGUCAUCCAGCUGAAGGACAGCUAUGAGUCCAGCACAUUCUUCUUUUUAGUCUUUGACCUGAUGAAAAGAGGGGAAUUGUUUGAUUACCUCACAGAACAAGUUACCCUGAGUGAGAAGGAAACAAGGAAAAUAAUGCGUGCAUUGCUUGAAGUUGUCGCAUACCUGCACUCAAAGAACAUUGUUCACAGAGACCUGAAGCCAGAGAACAUUCUGCUGGAUGAUAACAUGAACAUUAAGCUGACAGACUUUGGGUUCUCUUGUGAAAUCUUUGAAGGACAAAAGCUAAAAGAAAUAUGUGGCACCCCAGGAUAUUUGGCCCCUGAAAUUCUUCAGUGCUCUAUGGAUGAGUACCACCCAGGAUAUGGUAAAGAAGUGGACAUGUGGAGCAGUGGAGUCAUAAUGUACACCCUCUUAGCUGGAUCCCCACCAUUUUGGCACAGGAAACAGAUGUUGAUGUUACGGAUGAUUAUGAAUGGAGACUACCACUUUGGUUCUCCAGAAUGGGAUGAUCGGUCGGACACUAUUAAAGACUUGAUUGCACGGCUAUUAGUGGUGAAUCCUGAGAGACGCCUGACAGUAGAUGAGGCACUAGCUCACCCCUUUUUCCAGCAGUAUGCAGUAGAAGAGGUGCGCCAUUUUAGUCCAUACAGAAAGUUUAAGGUGGUUUGCUUAACAGUUCUGGCCUCCGUCCGUAUUUAUCACUACUACCGUCGAGUGAAACCAAUUACCAAGGAGAUUGUUGUAAGGGACCCAUAUGCAAUUAAGCCUAUUCGGAAGAUGAUUGAUGCCUGUGCAUUCAGGAUCUAUGGACACUGGGUGAAGAAAGGAGAACAGCAGAACAGAGCUGCUUUGUUUGAAAACACUGCAAAAGCCAUCUUGCUCUCCCUGGCUGCAGAGUCCAGGACAUCAUAACGUGCUGCUUCUGGAGGAAAUAAACUUGCCAGCACAACAGUACUCACGCAGAGACUACAUUUUCAAUACAAAUAAAUAUAUGUGUGUAUGUAAAUAUAUUUAUGCACUGUUUAUGCAAUACAACUUAUCAAAAACA